AUGAGUGCUGGGGACAAUGGCGAAGAAGUUCGUGCAACCCGCCAAACACCUCGCUUAAAUGAAAGGAUUCUUUCAUCUCUGUCUAGGAGAUCAGUUGCUGCUCACCCUUGGCAUGAUCUUGAAAUUGGUACACUCUUGUUUACUGUUGUGGAGAUCACUAAAGGAAGCAAAGUAAAAUAUGAACUUGACAAAAAGACUGGAUUAAUUAAGGUUGAUCGGAUUUUGUACUCAUCAGUUGUUUAUCCUCAUAACUACGGUUUCAUUCCAAGAACUCUAUGUGAAGACAAUGAUCCAAUUGAUGUCUUGGUUCUCAUGCAGGAGCCAAUUCUUCCUGGUUGUUUCCUAAGAGCCAGGGCCAUUGGACUCAUGCCUAUGAUUGAUCAGGGGGAGAAGGAUGAUAAAAUUAUUGCAGUAUGUGCAGACGAUCCUGAGUACAAGCACUACACUGACUUAAAAGAACUUCCACCUCAUCGCCUCUCUGAGAUUCGACGCUUCUUUGAAGAUUACAAGAAGAAUGAGAACAAGGAGGUAGCAGUUAAUGAUUUUUUACCUGCAUCAACUGCUAUUGAAGCCAUCCAGCACUCAAUGGAUCUUUAUGCGGAGUAUAUUCUGCAUACCUUGAGGCGAUAG
Molecule: messenger RNA, 630 nt
Organism: Sphenostylis stenocarpa
Lineage: Eukaryota; Viridiplantae; Streptophyta; Magnoliopsida; Fabales; Fabaceae
Source: the annotation of a GenBank genome assembly